AUGUGUUGUCAUGACAAUGUCAAGCCAGAAGUAAACGUCAGUGCAAUAUUUUGAACAUUUCACUGAUAGGUUAUAAAUACACCUGAUCGAUCAGUAAUAUUGAUAUCAGAUAGGUGUUUUAAUUACUAACUUAUAAUGGUUCUCUUAGAAAAUGAUACCUUUUUAACUGAACUAACGAAGUUAUUCCAAAAAGCUAGAACAAGUGGGUCUGUUACAAUGACGUUCAAAAGAUAUGAUGGGAUCGAUAGACCUGUACCCAGAGAAGGAAAACCACCUCUUCCUGAACCUCAAGAACAUAUGUGUCUAAUUAGAGCUAAGUCUGGUUCAAAAAAACUUGCUACAGUUAUCAAACAGAAAGACAUUAAUAAGUUUCAAGUGGCAUAUAGUAACUUACUUAGGGGAAAUUUAGAUGGUCUGAAGAAACUCAAAAAGCCCAAAACAAAAAACAAAGCCGAAUAAUUUAUGAUUAUUUUAGACGAUAAUAAAUUUAAAAUUAUCUUUGAAAGUGAUACAUGUGAGGGUUUCUUUGAUAACAAUAGGAAGUCAAUAGAUUUUCUUGCAACCCUAAAAUAACAAUUUUGUGUUUAAGAAAUAAACCUUUGGCUGUUUACUGAGC
Coccinella septempunctata (seven-spotted ladybird) is the source of this 616-nucleotide messenger RNA. RefSeq names its product signal recognition particle 14 kDa protein (gene Srp14). Gene Ontology annotation, molecular function: endoplasmic reticulum signal sequence receptor activity; 7S RNA binding. NCBI's taxonomy places the organism in Eukaryota, Metazoa, Arthropoda, Insecta, Coleoptera, Coccinellidae. The transcript has 3 exons. Gene Ontology annotation, cellular component: signal recognition particle, endoplasmic reticulum targeting. Gene Ontology annotation, biological process: SRP-dependent cotranslational protein targeting to membrane. The coding region runs from base 136 to 459 and encodes 107 amino acids. The record is from RefSeq and is a predicted model, not a curated record.